Molecule: messenger RNA, 1131 nt
Organism: Laetiporus sulphureus 93-53
Lineage: Eukaryota; Fungi; Basidiomycota; Agaricomycetes; Polyporales; Laetiporaceae
Product: NAD-P-binding protein
Exons: 7
Coding region: 58-1083 (341 amino acids)
Biological process (GO): cellular response to oxidative stress
Cellular component (GO): cytoplasm
Molecular function (GO): quinone reductase (NADPH) activity
Source: RefSeq, a predicted model, not a curated record
CCGUUCCGCUCCCAACUCGUCCGAUUGUCAAGGUUCAUCACUAUUCGCUAUCCACAAAUGUCGUCUCCGUCGCAGAUGCAGGCGAUUUUGAUCAACAAGCAGGGAGACUUUGACGUGAUCGAGAAGGCAGCUGUCCCCGUUCCGCAGGCUGCGCCUGGCAAUAUCCUCGUGAAGAUGGCCUAUGGCGGCGUAAACUUCAUAGAUACCUACUAUAGGAAAGGCUUGUACAACAUCAACCAGUUUCCGUUCAUCGUUGGCAGCGAAGGUUCUGGCACUAUUGCCAGCCUGCCAUCCGACGAGAACGUCGUAAACUACGAAGAGUACAAGAAACGAAAUUUUGCCGUGGGUGGCAAAGUCGCGGUGUAUAACCUCGGCCUGUUCGCGGAGUACGCCAGUGUACCAUGGAAGAACGUCUUUCCGGUACCUGAAUCCGUACCGCUACGCACGGCAGCAGCCGGUCUUGCUCAAGGCAUAACCGUCGUGUCCUUCGUCGAAGAGGCGUAUAACGUCCAACCAAACGAUAUAAUCCUCGUGCACACCGUCGCAGGUGGGCUCGGCCUUCUCUUCGCGCAGCUCAUCAAGGCGCGCGGUGCGACCGUCAUCGGGACGACGAGCACGCCCGAGAAGGCGGCGCUCGCGCGUGCGCACGGCGCAGACCAUGUCAUCCUGUACCCCAAGGAGGACACCGUGCAGCGUGUGUUGGAGAUCACGCAUGGCGAGGGUGUCCAUGCGGUCUUCGACGGCGUAGGCAAGGAUACAUUUGACAAUGACUUCAAGCUCCUCCGCCGGAAGGGCACGUUGGUCUCUGUAGGUAAUGCCUCCGGCGCGGUCCCACCUUUCGCGCCGCUCAAGCUGGCCGAGAAGAAUCUGAGGCUCUUGCGACCGACGCUGGGUAACUACAUCGCUACCCCGGAGGAAGGCCGCAGGUACACCACCAAGCUGUUCAAACUCAUCGCGGACGGGACGCUCAAGAUCAACGUUUUCCGUGAGUAUCCCUUCACAGCGGAAGGUGUCAAGCAGGCACAGAAGGACCUUACUGGUGGAAAGACCACUGGAAAGCUCGUGAUCAAGAUCGCGGAGUGAUGUGGAAGUACUGGCGUGAGACGAGCGGCGGAAAGGCCGAGAUGUAAC